AAAAGGUCCAUUCAUCCCUCUGGCUUCGUAAUCCCAUUUGAUUUGGGUAUCUACCAAAGAGCCGCCUGACGAACACGAAGGACGGCUAAUUUUACAGGAACCAACGACUGAAAAAGAAUGCCCCCAUUCCAGAAACCCAUUGCCUCAAUCGAGAGCUGAAGAAUUGAAUAAGCUUCUCUACAAUUUUCUGUAACAUGAUUCAUUUUUAUGAUGAAUGACAAUGCAAAACUAAAAUUCUCCUUUUUUUCGUCUUCUGCUUCCCAAUGGCUAUCCCCUGAAAUUCCACCAUGGAUCUCCUCCUCUCCACCCACUUUCGUCGUCUCCCCAUUACUCCAAAAACCGAUCUCACAUACCGCCGCCGCCGACCAUUUAAUAAUCCCCCUCAUGUUCGCACCGCAAUUACCGAGAAUUAUGCUAAUUUAUGUGAAGCCCACCACCCGUUCGACGAAAUUCCUACAUGGGAUACUUUUGCUUGGAACAAUCUGAUUCAAACCCAUCUCACUAAUGGAGAUGUGGGGCUUGUUAUUUCUACGUAUGAACAGAUGUUGCUGCGAGGUGUUCGCCCUGACAAUCACACCCUUCCUCGAAUUAUAGGCGCUUCCCGCCAGUGUGGCGAUCUUCAGGUUGGCAAACAGCUCCACGCUCAAGUCUUCAAACUUGGGUUCUCCUCUAACCUCUAUGUAAUUACUUCCUUGAUCGAAUUGUACGGGAUUCUUGAUGGGGCUGACACUGCUAAGUGGCUCCAUGACAAGUCGGCUUGCAGAAACUCUGUUUCUUGGACCAUGUUAGCCAAGCUGUACGUGAUGGAAGAUAAACCCAGCUUUGCCAUCGACUUGUUUUAUCAGAUGGUGGAGUUGGCGGCUGAUAUUGAUGCUGUGGCAUUGGCCACAGCCAUUGGGGCUUGUGGAUCACUGAAAUUGCUGCAACAUGGAAGAAACAUCCACCUUCUCGCCAGAACUCAUGGCUUGGAAUUUGACGUCUUGGUCAGUAAUUCCCUGUUGAAAAUGUACCUUGACUGUGGUAGUAUUAGAGAUGCUAGGGGGUUCUUCAAUCGGAUGCCAUCGAAAGAUGUCAUUUCCUGGACAGAACUGAUCCAAGCAUAUGUUAAGAAAGGUGGAAUCAAUGAGGGCUUUAAGCUGUUUCGGCAGAUGAAUAUGGAUGGAGGAUUGAAGCCUGAUCCAAUUACAAUCAGCAGCAUUCUCCCAGCCUGUGGAAGAAUGGCCGCGCAUAAGCAUGGAAGAGAGAUUCAUGGAUACGUGCUUAAAAGUGCUAUUGAUGUCAAUCUCAUUGUCCAAAAUGCUUUGGUUGACAUGUAUGUUAAAUCAGGAUGUAUCCAAUCUGCAUUGAAAAUUUUCUCAAGGAUGAAGGAGAAAGAUGCGAUUUCGUGGACUGUCAUGAUUCUUGGCUACAGCUUACAUGGCCAAGGAAAACUCGGAGUCAGUUUGUUCCGGCUGAUGGAGAGGAACUUGAGGAUGCAUAGGGAUGAGAUCACUUAUACUUCAGUUUUACAUGCUUGUAGUACUGCUAGCUUGGUAGAGGAGGGGGAUUUUUACUUCAAUUGCAUUAUGGAACCGACUUUUUCACACUUUGCAUUAAAGGUAGCUCUUUUAGCUCGAGCAGGACGACUGGAUGAAGCAAGGGCAUUCGUCGAACAACAUAAACUUGAUAAACAUCCUGAGAUUUUGAGAGCAUUGCUUGAUGGAUGCAGGACCCACCGUGACAAAAAACUAGGCAAGCGAAUCAUUGAGCAGCUGUGUGAUUUGGAACCUCUAAAUGCUGAGAAUUACAUUCUACUUUCAAACUGGUAUGCCUGCAACGGAAAAUUGGACAUGGUCGAGAAGUCGAGAGAAAUAGUUAGAGACAUGGGAUUAAGGCCUAAGAAGGCUUACAGUUGGAUGGAGUUCCGCAACAAAAUUCAUGUGUUCGGGACAGGGGACGUAUCCCACCCGCGUUCACAGAACAUAUAUUGGAAUUUAGAGUGUCUGAUGAAGAAAAUGGAAGAUGAUGGUUUGAAGCCGAAACCGGAUUUCAGCUUCCAUGAUGUCGAUGAGGAGCGGGAAUGUGUUCUAAUAGGACACAGCGAACUCUUGGCGAUUUCAUUCGGACUGAUUAGUACGGAAGCAGGAAGGACAAUUUGUAUUACAAAGAACCUUCGUGUAUGCCACAGUUGCCAUGAAUCUGCAAAGUUCAUAUCCAAGAUUGUUGGGCGAGAAAUCAUAGUGAAAGAUCCUUAUGUUUUCCAUCAUUUCAAGGAUGGCUGUUGUUCUUGUGAAGAUUUUUGUUAACUUUAUCUGUUAUGGUCAUUGUUGUUUUAGUUUAGCGAUCCUCAGUUCCCCCAAUUUGACUGCUCACUUCAACAACAUGACAAGCAAUAACAUUUUCAAGAGAGUUCUUCGUGGCCAAGGAUCUUAGCUAAGAUGGAAAACUUUGUGAUAUGUGCUUCUUAGUUUUCUUUACAAUAUAAAAAUGACUAUAUUUUGCGUUGUCAAAAUUAUCAAAAGAAA
This is a messenger RNA of Momordica charantia (bitter melon), 2504 nucleotides long. Its product is annotated as pentatricopeptide repeat-containing protein DOT4, chloroplastic. The record is from RefSeq and is a predicted model, not a curated record. Gene Ontology annotation, molecular function: zinc ion binding; protein binding; RNA binding. Gene Ontology annotation, biological process: RNA modification. Lineage: Eukaryota; Viridiplantae; Streptophyta; Magnoliopsida; Cucurbitales; Cucurbitaceae.